Cicer arietinum (chickpea) is the source of this 3569-nucleotide messenger RNA. RefSeq names its product ABC transporter G family member 22-like. Gene Ontology annotation, biological process: transmembrane transport. The record is from RefSeq and is a predicted model, not a curated record. Lineage: Eukaryota; Viridiplantae; Streptophyta; Magnoliopsida; Fabales; Fabaceae. Gene Ontology annotation, cellular component: membrane. Gene Ontology annotation, molecular function: ATP hydrolysis activity; ATP binding; ABC-type transporter activity.
ACCAUACAAAAAUUAUUAGUGUACUAAAAGCACGUGCCACCACACAUCACGAAUGAAUGAAAUAGUAAGAAAACAAAUGCGCAAAUGCAUACAAGGACACACAGGUGAUAUUUGCAAGGACAUACAGGGGUAGUUUUGUAACUUGGUGUAGGUCAGUUAAGCUCUUUAUAAAAAGGCUGAGUCCACAUAAUGGGAUAUGCACAUAUUUUGAUUGUGGCUGCUAUUGCUAGAUUAAGCUCAAUUGGUCUCAUAAUAAUAUUCCAAUAUCAUCAUCCCAAAGCUAGAAACAGCUCUUAAUUAUUUCUCAAGGUAGUGGUGAUUAUGGAGAAAGGAAAUAUGGGUGGGAUAUUGAGAACAAAAUCGGAUCAGCUAGUGGAGUCGAUGAUGGCGGCUCUAAAGUCACCACAAUCGAGUGAUCACUCGACUAACGGAGUGGAAGGGAGCGGAGGAUUGUCGAGGAAGUCAAGCCGGAGGAUAACGGCGGCUUCACCGGGUCGUGGCGGAGGGAAGAACACACACAUAAGGAAAUCAAUGAGCGCUCAAAUGAAGAUUGAGCUUGAUGAGUUGAGUAGUGGCGCGGCUCUAAGCCGAGCUUCAAGUGCCAGCUUGGGACUCUCAUUUUCAUUCACCGGCUUCACUAUGCAUUCUGAUCAAAUUGCUGAUUCGAGACCAUUCAGUGAUGAUGAUAUGAUUCCUGAAGAUAUUGAAGCUGGAACAAGGACAAAGACAAAGUUUCAAACAGAACCUACUCUGCCUAUAUAUCUAAAGUUCACUGAUGUGACCUACAAAGUAGUGGUGAAAGGCAUGACAUCAAGUGAGGAGAAGGAUAUAUUGAAUGGCAUAAGUGGUUCUGUAAAUCCAGGUGAAGUUUUGGCUUUGAUGGGUCCCUCAGGAAGUGGAAAGACAACUCUUUUAAAUCUCCUUGGAGGGAGGCUAAGUAAGACAACAAUUGGUGGCUCUAUCACUUACAAUGACCAAUCAUAUUCCAAGUUCCUCAAAAGCAGGAUAGGAUUUGUGACACAAGAUGAUGUCUUGUUUCCUCACCUAACUGUGAAAGAGACAUUGACAUACGCAGCGCGGUUAAGACUUCCAAAUACAUUAACUAAGGAGCAAAAGGAAAAAAGAGCUUUAGAUGUCAUCUAUGAGCUUGGCUUGGAGAGGUGCCAAGAUACCAUGAUCGGUGGUUCAUUUGUUCGCGGAGUAUCAGGUGGAGAGAGGAAGAGAGUUUGUAUUGGUAAUGAGAUUAUAAUCAACCCUUCCAUUCUGUUUCUUGAUGAACCAACAUCUGGUUUGGAUUCAACAACAGCCUUGAAGAUUGUUCAGAUGCUGCAAGACAUAGCAGAGGCUGGUAAAACAGUAGUGACAACAAUUCACCAACCAUCAAGUAGACUCUUCCACAAAUUUGACAAGUUGAUCCUUCUUGGGAAAGGGAGCUUACUUUACUUUGGAAAAGCAGCAGAAGCAAUGAAUUAUUUCCAAUCAAUAGGAUGUUCACCACUUAUUUCCAUGAAUCCAGCAGAGUUUUUGCUAGACCUUGCUAAUGGAAACAUAAAUGAUGUUUCUGUACCAUCAGAGUUGGAUGAUAAAGUGCAAAUGGGAAAUGCAGAAGUUGAAACAACAUAUAAUGGAAAACCAUCACCAGCAGUAGUCCAUGAGUAUCUGGUGGAGGCAUAUGAAUCUCGAGUUGCGGAAACAGAGAAGAAAAAGAUAAUGGUUUCUGUACCUCUAGAUGAAAAUUUGAAGGCCAAAGUAUGUUCUCCUAAAAGACAAUGGGGAGCAAGUUGGGAUGAACAAUAUUCCAUACUUUUCUGGAGAGGAAUCAAGGAAAGGAGGCAUGACUAUUUUAGCUGGUUGAGAAUCACACAAGUUUUAUCCACUGCAGUCAUCUUAGGAUUACUUUGGUGGCAAUCAGAUGCUAAGAACCCAAAAGAUCUGCAAGAUCAGGCAGGACUACUUUUCUUUAUUGCCGUCUUCUGGGGAUUCUUUCCAGUUUUUACAGCAAUAUUUACAUUUCCUCAAGAAAGAGCCAUGCUAACUAAAGAACGUGCCGCUGAUAUGUACAGAUUAAGUGCAUACUUCCUGGCUAGAACUACAAGUGACCUUCCAUUAGACCUGAUAUUACCGGUGCUUUUUAUCCUCGUUGUUUAUUUCAUGGCUGGUUUGAGAUUAAGUGUUGCCCCCUUUUUCCUCACUAUUGUUACUGUCUUCCUCUGCAUCGUUGCGGCUCAGGGUCUUGGACUCGCCAUCGGUGCUACGCUUAUGGACUUGAAAAGAGCAACAACUUUGGCUUCGGUAACUGUGAUGACUUUCAUGCUGGCCGGAGGAUUUUUCGUUCAGAAAGUUCCCAUAUUCAUUUCUUGGAUCCGCUACAUGUCUUUCAACUACCACACUUACAAAUUGUUGCUCAAGGUGCAAUAUGAACAUCUCAGUCCAAGCAUAAAUGGAGUCAAAAUUGACAGUGGUUUGACAGAAGUAGCUGCUCUGGUUGCCAUGGUUUUCGCUUACCGUUUCUUGGCGUAUCUUUCUUUGCGGAGAAUGAAACUUCAAACCGGAAGUUAAAAAAUUCGCGGAGAAGUGUUUUAUAUAUAUGCAUGAGGAGUAGUUUUAAAUGAAGACUCACAUGCAAGCAAAAGCACCAGUUAAAGGGCUUAUAAGCAUUGGUUGGGAUUAAACUUUUGGCUUUUUUUUUGUCCAAUCAUAUGUGUAUAUUGUAUUUCAUUUAGCAUGUUGAAAUGCAACAAUGCAUGCAUGCUAGAUGUCAUAGUAGACACAUUAGUACCUGGAGAGUUUUUUUUUUGGUGGAAACUACUUAACUAUUUUGAAAAUGUUUCAAUGAUGAAGCAUUGUAACUGAUGUAGUGGAAUUAGAGGGGCUUAUCUGCUUGCUACAUAUUAGUCAAAUUUCAAGUGUAAACAGAAUUUGACAGCAAUAAUGAUAAUGCUAGCGGGAUUGAAACAAGUCAAAUUGUUUGUCGUUCUAGUUAUGUGGUAGAAACAUAUGAUUUAAAGUAUAUACAACGCAAAUCCAAUAUUUUGCCACAUCACCCAACUUUUGGAACUGCAUUACCCAACUUUGAUAACUGUAUUUUAAAAAAGAUGUUAUGACAUGAAAAAAUAAAGGGCUCUCAUUGAAUGUUUGUAUGAAAGUAAUUUAUGCUGACAGUGUAUGUCAAUUAAAUUCAUAAAAAUUAAAGAAAAACAUCCAAAGACCAAAUGAGCACAUCAUCUAUAGUGAUGUUUUUGUGUAUAUAAAUAGAGUAAUGGACUGAUAAAAAUGCAUAGUUACAUAAAAACUGAUCAUUCAGAGACAAUUUACAUUUCACACUUCACAUCCCCUCACUCUCGAAUUCAGAUUCUUGGCAGUUAUAGAAGCAUGUAUCUAAGAAAUCUUGGCCGUUAAAUUUCAGUGGGACAGCUCAAGAUCCCAACUUCAGAAAAUCUGCUUUUAAAUACAUUGUAGAAUGUAAGUUGUCCCAUAGGACACCCUAAUUCUAUAACUACGCAAAUUCGUCGAAUCUAUUUCCCUCUAUUCCCAACCAAAAAUUAAGAAAUAUAAAAAAAAAAAAAAAA